AUGUCUUGGUUAAUUCUCAUAGGUGCUGAAGAACGUAUCCAUGGGACUGCGUAGAGCAUUGCAUCAAUGGGUGUGGAUUUCAUCCCUCCAGUAAUUAGUCGUAAUGCUUGGUUGUGUGCCUUCUCGAGUGGUUUGAGAGUCACCUCUGUGGCCCCUCCCCAUCAUCUGCCAAUCGAAAUUGAGGACUCCACCCUCUCACCCCAUCUCCUCACUUUCAUUCUCACCAAUGACCAAUGA
This is a messenger RNA of Rodentolepis nana, 237 nucleotides long. The record is from the annotation of a GenBank genome assembly. NCBI's taxonomy places the organism in Eukaryota, Metazoa, Platyhelminthes, Cestoda, Cyclophyllidea, Hymenolepididae.